AUGUCCGCUCCAUUGAUCUUCAUAACUGGUGCUACUGGGUUUAUCGGUAGUGCCACCGCUCUUGAGGCUCUGAAGGCGGGUUAUCGACUCCGAAUUGCCGUUCGGCAGAAUUCAGAUAAGCUCAAGAUUUUGCUGUCGGAAUACCAUGACCAGAUAGAAUUCGUCAUCGUCUCAGAUCUCACUGAGGAGGCUGCUUUCAGAGGCAAGCUCGAUGGGGUGGACUAUGUUCUCCAUCUUGCGUCACCACUUACCCACGGGACAGAUAAGGAAACUUAUUUCACCCCCGCGGUAAAGGGAACAUUGGCUAUUCUCAAAGAAGCGGACAGAGUGUCAACCAUCAAGAAGGUUGUGAUCACAUCUUCCAUUGCUUCCUUGUUCCCCCUCACUGGGAUACCCGAGGGUGGUGUUAUAAAAGAGGAAAACGACUGGGAUCUGACCGUUGAUCCAAAUGCAAACUUCGUCGAUCCCAACAAUCCGGCCGCAGCACCAAUGACUUUGUAUCGAGCUUCCAAAUUGCUUGCGGACAAGGCAACAUGGGACUUUUGGAAGGCCAAUCGGCCCCAUUACUCGUUGGUGACUCUCCAUCCGGCAUUCGUCUUCGGACACAACCUGGUGCAAACCUCCGCCGAAGGGAUCCGCGCAGGGUCCAAUGGUAUCAUCUGGGGUGGUGUGAUGCAAGGAACCACAUAUGGAGGUGCCGGCAUCACGGGUGUGCACAUUCAGGAUGUUGCUGAGGCGCAUAUCGAGGCAUUGAAUUCGAAAAUCAAGGAUGGAUCCAAGUACCUGCUUGCAGCAAAGCCAAUUACAUGGAACGAUGUGGCUCGCAUUGUGAACGAAGCCUACCCCAACAUUGGUGCUAAGCUCACAGUGGGCGCUGAAGGUGCUUCCACGCCUACCGAUACCUCCAAGGCGGAAAAUGAGCUGGGGAUGAAGUGGCGCUCAUGGGAGGAGAUUGUGCGAAGCGUAAUUGAUCAACAACUGGGCUUCCUGUGA
Penicillium longicatenatum is the source of this 993-nucleotide messenger RNA. Its product is annotated as NAD(P)-binding protein. The record is from RefSeq and is a predicted model, not a curated record. Bases 1 to 993 code for a protein of 330 amino acids. Gene Ontology annotation, molecular function: oxidoreductase activity, acting on the CH-OH group of donors, NAD or NADP as acceptor. The transcript has 2 exons. Lineage: Eukaryota; Fungi; Ascomycota; Eurotiomycetes; Eurotiales; Aspergillaceae.